This is a messenger RNA of Candidula unifasciata, 384 nucleotides long. Lineage: Eukaryota; Metazoa; Mollusca; Gastropoda; Stylommatophora; Geomitridae. The record is from the annotation of a GenBank genome assembly.
AUGUCUUUACCACACACAAAAAUUGUAUUGUUAUUUAUUUGGAGCAACCUUAGCACAGUUGUCUACGCCCCCUGUCUCAAUGCCGGAACAUGCACGGUCCUGUCUUACCUGACGUCCUCCUACAGCUGUCAGUGUCUGCCUGGAUACACGGGCAACAACUGUGAACUAGUGGACGAAUGCGCCAGCUCACCGUGCCAGAAUGGAGCGUGUGUGGACAGCAUCGGCUCCUUCAGAUGCCAGUGUUUCCCAGGAUUCACAGGGACGCUGUGUGAGCUGGCUAACAGAUGCUUUUCUGGCUCGUGUCUGAAUGGGGGAGAGUGCAGAGUUGCAAAUGGACAAGCCACCUGCACAUGUCAAAAAGGUAUAUUUCUUAUGAUAUGCACA